Molecule: messenger RNA, 934 nt
Organism: Folsomia candida
Lineage: Eukaryota; Metazoa; Arthropoda; Collembola; Entomobryomorpha; Isotomidae
Exons: 3
Coding region: 79-513 (144 amino acids)
Source: RefSeq, a predicted model, not a curated record
CACAACGAUAUAAAAGGAAUCCAAAUUCUCCUUCUUUUAGUUUACACAAAAGUACGUACAAAUUUGCAAGCCGUCAUCAUGCUCAAUCUGCCCGCUUUCGUUUGCGUUUCACUCCUCGCCGUCUCUUUUGGCCGUGUGGAGGCAGUAGCAAUGCGGUCGCCGAGAAGUUUAACUACGUUAGCGCCAAGUUUGAUCAACCCCAAGGUGAAAACAACCGUUGCUUCCGCCGCGGCGGCCGCAGUUUGUCCAGCGCCAUCCAUCUGCAACAGUAGAAACUGCUGUUCGUACUACUGCAACACGGCGACUGAUCCUUGUCUCAUGAUCACUGGGAAACCAUUCUGCGUCGACGCAGUGAAUGGGCCUUAUAAUGCGCCGACCUGCACGGAAACCAGGUGCCUCGGCUGCGCCGUGAACUCCAUUCCGUGCGGAAAUUUAGAUUGUGCUACGAUUGUCGCGCCCGCUAUGGUGUGCGACUUUAGCAGCAUUAGGGGGCCCCUACCGCAAGUGGGAUAGAUCAAAAAGUUAAUUAAGACGUUUAUUAUUCUAAUAAAUAAUUAGGACAAGUUCAUGGAAAUAAAAAGGCUAAAGUUACUAAGGUCUGUUCAUAAAAAAUAAGAUCUAAUUUUGUGUUUGGUACGGUGAAAUCGGUAUUUUCUAAAUAAACUGGCCUUAAUUAUUGUAAAAAGUAAAUAUUGUAAACUAAAUUGGAUUUCAUAAAAGUAUUUCGUACCAUUAUUUCAUCCUAGAUAAUGAAAAUUAAAGUUCAGCAUAGUAAAACGCUAGGUUUCUAAAAUAUAAAUAUGUAUAUACUUAUAUUCACAUUUCUCCAACCAAUUUUCCUGGUUAUCCAGAAUUUUAAAAUUUUGAAAAUAUUUUAUGGUAAAAUUAAAAAUGUUAGCUGUAACUUUAGAAUAAAGAUUUUUAUUUCAGUUAU